AUGGACUCUCCAGCCUCCGAGACUCUGGACCUCAAUAGCACAGGUCCCUCCCAGUCCGGCCAGUGGGAGACGCCUCAGGUCGAAGAGACUCCAGACACCACCGAUCAGCCGUCGCCAAUCAACGACGAUGACGCCGACCAACCGCAGAAGCCGGCAUCUGCGCCCUUGCAAAAGCGGCGAAGAGUGACCCGCGCAUGCGAUGAGUGUCGACGGAAGAAGAUCAAAUGCGACGGCAAACAGCCCUGCACCCAUUGCACUGUCUACAGCUAUGAAUGUACAUACGAUCAGCCAUCAAAUCGCAGGCGCAACGCUGCCCCGCAAUAUAUCGAAGCCUUGGAGACUCAAUUGAAGCGUGCAAAGGCACUUUUGCACCUUGUGUUCCCCAAUCUUGAUUUGAAUGACCCGAACAUCGACCAUUACUUGCAAAAUGGUAUGCUUCCCCAACUGCCAAUGGGUGGCCCACGACCUCUACAGAAUCCGCACGGUCCUCGCAUGUCGCACCGGCGCGACGACCAAGCAGGAGAAGAAAUCCCUGAAUCGCAUCUUGAGUCGAUGGUCAAGGCCACAGGCCAGCUCGAUCUUGACGAGGAUGGGAAUUGGGACUAUCACGGUCACUCUUCAGGCCUCAGUUUCAUGAGAAGACUGCAACAACAGUUUGGAGACAUCAUCGCCCCUUCUAACGGUUCCCCAAGCUCCCCCUUUGUCAAGUUCCGACCCAUGUCACAGGUGUUUGACUCUCCAAAGUCCGCCCAGGAUUCGCCUGUGGACUCAUCAACCCCAUUGCCCUCCGGUACUGAUCUGCCCCCGAAGAAGGAAGCUAAACUGUUGUGCGACAAUGCCUUAGUCGAUGCUGGUGCGCUGCUACGAGUUGUGCAUAUCCCCUCGUUUUAUAAGUCGAUGGACCGGAUCUACAAUACUGCACCGGAGAACUAUGGCAAUGCAGAAAAUCAAUUUUUGCCCCUGCUUUAUGCUGUCCUCGCCCUAGGAACACUAUUUGCGAAGAGUAGUGCCGAAUUCGACCAGAUAGGAUAUGAAUCCGCCAUCGAUGAAGGCUUCAAGUAUUUCAAGGCCUCUCGACAACUACUGGACAUUGCAGACUGCAGAGAUUUGGUUUCACUGCAGGCAAUAGUGUUCAUGAUUCAGUUCCUGCAAUCAUCUGCGAAACUAUCGACCUGCUAUGCGUACGUUGGCGUUGCUUUACGAUCUGCCCUGCGCAUGGGUUUGCAUCGAUCCUUCAACGACAAUUUUAGUCCGAUCGAGGCUGAGACGCGAAAACGUGUUUUCUGGGUUGUCCGCAAGAUGGACACCUACGUUGGGGCUAUGCUGGGGUUACCUCACUUCCUCGAUGAAGAAGACAUUGAUCAAGACUGGCCGACUGAAGUUGAUGAUGAAUAUAUAACAGAAACAGAAAUUCGCCCUAUGCCCGAAGGGAGAAUUUCUCUCGUUGCCGGCGCCAAUGCUCAUACUCGAAUUGUCCAGAUCCUUGCGAAGAUUUGCAAGUACGUGUAUCCUAUUCAAGGUACCCAGUCUGGCGGAAAAAAUUCAGUCACAUAUUCCGUGAGCUAUUCUAGGAUUCGAGAAAUCGAACAAGAUCUUCAGCAAUGGUUGGACGGGCUUCCAAUGGCGCUUAAACCAGGUGGAGAAGCGCCUAGAGUUAUUGUCAGGGUUCAACAACUUCUUAGGAUGGCUUUUGGCCAUGCGCAGCUACUCCUUUACCGCCCAUUUCUGCACUACGUCUCGCAAACAUACAAAACCAAGACAGCCGACCAAAGGGCAUUCGCUUGCGCCUCAGCAUGCAUCAGCGUUUCUCGGAACAUCAUUCACAUUACCACAGAGAUGAAGAAAGGAGGACUCCUCAUUGGAGCAUACUGGUUUUCGAUGUACACGACUUUCUUCGCGAUCAUUUCUAUCAUAUACUUCGUAUUAGAGAAUCCGAACAACCCCACGAGUACUGAGCUCUUCCGUGAUGCAUUAGAAGGCAAAGAAACACUAGCACAUUUCGCCAAGAGAAGUAUGGCAGCAGAUAGGUGUACUGCCACACUAAAUACCAUUUUCGAGAGGCUACCUAAAACGGUAAAACAUAGUGGACCUUUCGCCAGCAGCAAGAAACGCAGGCAGGGUAGUUCACCGCAGUCCAUCCAAAGCCGCCCCAGCUUGUUCAAACAGGAUCCGGAGUUAAUUGAAAUGGGACCUCGCCGGGCGAGCACCUUCCCUGAGUCGAUGCCAAACAGCAAACGCACCAGCCUCGGUCACUCCCUCCCGAUAUCUGGAACACAUCUCGCCAAUCUUGGUGUUGACUCCCCCUACGGGCAGUCGACUUCCCAAUCAAGUAGCGACUUCUUCGACCCCACCCCUAGCCUAACCCCAACAUCCACAGGGACGAGCAAUCUCAGUGGCUUCAGCCUUCCUCAAACCCACACUCCUCUUCAGGGACCCACUCAGUCAUAUCCCUCUACUUCACUCACUAAUACGGUUGUUGAUCCUACAGGCCUCAACGUCCCGGUUUCUGAUGUAUCCGCAAUGAUGUUUCCCUCCGCUGACCCCUUUGCAUAUCCAAACCAACCGAUGACAACGUUCGAGAAUAAUAAUCUCCAGAAUUUUGAGCCCAAGACUUCAUCGCCUAGUAGGUCGAACUUAGGAUUCCAAGCUUCUGGGGUAGACAUGAAAUCGCAUCCUGCCACAUUUGGUCCUAGCAGUCACCCGAAAGGGAAUGUGCCGAUUGACCCUAGGGCACCUCACCCGAGCGAUAAUGAUGUACAACUUUUUGGCCCAAUGCCAAUGUACCUGAUGCAGGGCGCUCAAAUGGCGGGUACACAAGGACAGCGGUUCCAGCCGGAGCUCCCUCAACAUCGCCUUCACAUACAUGGCGCAGACGGCGGCAAUGUGGCCUUCGAUGACCUCUUCGGCGGUGAAGAAUGGGCAAAUACAUUCAUGGAUCAGGGUCUGGGACUGAGUGGUAAUGGAAGUGGGUUUGGUGGCAACCCUGGUGUUGACCCGGCUGGAAUGGGGAUGGGAAAUUGGCGGUGA
Lindgomyces ingoldianus is the source of this 3027-nucleotide messenger RNA. RefSeq lists its product as uncharacterized. Gene Ontology annotation, cellular component: nucleus. The record is from RefSeq and is a predicted model, not a curated record. Gene Ontology annotation, biological process: DNA-templated transcription; positive regulation of transcription by RNA polymerase II. NCBI's taxonomy places the organism in Eukaryota, Fungi, Ascomycota, Dothideomycetes, Pleosporales, Lindgomycetaceae. The transcript has 5 exons. Bases 1 to 3027 code for a protein of 1008 amino acids. Gene Ontology annotation, molecular function: sequence-specific DNA binding; zinc ion binding; DNA-binding transcription factor activity, RNA polymerase II-specific.